GCUUGCGGCGUCACCGCCGACGCCUCACCCUCGACUCCCUCAGCCUCUUACGAGCGCCGCCACCGCCAUCUCAGUCGCCGCGUCCCUGCCGCCUCCACCGUCCACAACCUCGGACACAGCCCCCCGAGGUAAACACAGAGAGAGAGAGAGGGUGGGGAAAUCAUGCCGAAGCUCAAGAAGAAUCCCCCGAACCCUCAGAUCUUCAUGGACAUAUCCAUCGGUGGACGAGCUGCCGAGAGAAUGACGUUUGAGCUCUUUGCCGAUGUAGUUCCGAGGACAGCAGAGAACUUUCGAGCCCUUUGUACUGGUGAGAGAGGCCUUGGAGAAUCUACAAAGAAGCCACUUUAUUUUAAGGGAACACACAUCCAUCGCAUUAUCCCAGGAUUUAUGGCUCAGGGUGGUGAUUUUUCCACAGGAGAUGGACGUGGUGGGGAGAGCAUAUAUGGUGGAAAAUUUCCAGAUGAAAACUUCAAGCGAAAGCAUGAUCAGCCUGGUAUUCUGUCCAUGGCAAACUCUGGAGAAAACAGCAAUGGGUCCCAAUUUUUUAUAACAUUGAAGGCUACACCACAUCUUGAUGGAAAACAUGUGGUCUUUGGGAAGGUGCUCGAUGGAAAAGCUUUGCUUAAGAAGCUUGAAGCAGUGGGUUCUGGUUCUGGAAAGCCUACAAGCCCAGUUAAAAUCGUUGAUUGUGGUGAAGUCUCUAACAUAGAUACUCAGAAUCAGUUACAUGGAGAGAAAGAAAAGAAGCUUAAGAAGGCAGUAGAAGAUAGCUCUGAUUCUGAAGGGAAGGCCAGAACCAAGAAAAAAACCAGCGAGGAUAAACGAAAGAAAAAGAGAAAGCACUACUCCUCUGACUCAUAUAGCUCAGAAACUUCUGACUCAGGGUCUUAUUCCUCAGAUAGUUCAGAGUCAGAAUCGUACUCUUCAGCAUCAUUGGAUACCAGCUCAUCUAGUGAUCAUAGGCACAAGAGAAGAAAAGGUUCUAAGAAGGUUAAACGAAAGUCUACAAAGAGGAAGAGCAGCCAUAAGAAGAGUAAGAGCAAGAGUAGAGGAACAAAAAGAAAAUCCAAGAGAAGCUAUGGGAGCUCAAGUGAUGAUUCAAAAAGCUCAAGCAGCAGUUCUGACAAUGAAAGUGCAGGCCGCCAUACCAAGCACUCAUUGAAGAAAGACAAAGAAAAUACUGAAAUGAUAAAUUCGGAGAAAGGCAAAACCUUGGAAGAUGCAGAUAAAGGCAAAGAAAUUGUUGCAGGAAGCAAACCAUUACACAAAGAUGAAAAUGGGGCUAAUGUCAGAGUUGGAAAUCAGAACUCUGAAGAUAGAUCUAGCAAAUUCAGGGAUGAUACCAACCCCAUCAGGGCUGAUGCAACUCUGUCAAGGCCAGAUGGCAACAACACUGCUGAUGCUGCAGGGACUGGCAUAUCUGAAGCUGGUACAGAACCAAACUCUGUAACCAAUCAACCAGUACCCACCAAUGGCAAAGAUUUAGCUAAGAGCUCUACAGCGGAUGGACGUGUCAGGAAAGGGCGUGGUUUUACACAGCAGUAUUCAUUUGCACGCAGAUACCGAACACCGUCUCCAGAGCGUUCACCUGUUCGGUCUCGCUACAAUGGAGGAAGAAACGAUAGAUGGGGUAACUUUAAUAGGUAUGGAAGAAAUGGUCCUUAUGGUGCGCGGUCGCCAGUAAGGAGAUACCAUGGCUCCCCAAGAGCCAGUAGCCCACCAAGGUACGCAAGGAGAGACCGAAGCAGGAGCAGGUCACACAGUCCAGUGAGACGCCGUGACGGUGGAGGACAUCGCCGCCCCAGCCCAAGACGCAGCCGUAGCCCCGCAGAACAAUAUAAACGAGAUGUGACCUACAGGCCUCGUUCAGGUCGUGGCAGUGGCGCCGGUGGCGGCCCUGGUCACCGUGGUAGCAGCCCCUCUGCCAAUAGAGGAAGGUCAAGAUCCAGGUCCAAGAGCCCUGAUGCCUCGAGGCCUAGGUCUCCUGAUGCCGCUCCAGCAAAAAGGGUCAGCUCGAAGUACAACCGCAGGCGCAGCAGCAGCUCGAGAUCCAGUAGCCCCUCCGGAAGCAAAGGCGGGUUGGUUUCGUACUGAGGUGUGAUCUCAGGAACUGGAUAAUCAGGUGUCAUGCAAGCUCAGCAGUGCCACUCAAGUGUGCAUGUAUCAUUAAAUGAGGAAUCAUGUAGCUACCCGGCUUUUCUUUUGUGUUGUCCAUCGAAUCUGAUGUUAUGAUUUCACUGCUUUUUGCAAGAGAUGUUAAGUGUAUUCUCUCGACUUUUAUCGGUGGGAUGCUACUAUUAUUUGCUGCCUUUUUUAUGACAAUGCUGGUACUUUCUGCAAAA
Molecule: messenger RNA, 2342 nt
Organism: Lolium rigidum
Lineage: Eukaryota; Viridiplantae; Streptophyta; Magnoliopsida; Poales; Poaceae
Product: peptidyl-prolyl cis-trans isomerase CYP63-like
Exons: 14
Coding region: 163-2094 (643 amino acids)
Biological process (GO): protein peptidyl-prolyl isomerization
Molecular function (GO): peptidyl-prolyl cis-trans isomerase activity
Source: RefSeq, a predicted model, not a curated record